UCAAUGCCCCCUUCUUUCUAUCAAGUAACCAGUCAGGAACCUCUCAGUUUUUGCCUAUCUCUCUCUUUCUCAAGAACACAAACUUUCUCGAAUGUUUUCGGUUCUGUUCUUUCCGAUUAUUGCUGAGGAGAGAGAACAUUAAGGCAAAUCUUGAGGUUGUCGUGGAAGCAAGAUUGCUAGCAUCAAGAAGUUUUCCUUUUUAUCUCACCUUAAAGUUGGCAACUUGUUUAUUUGAUUUCUCCUAGAGUUUUUCCGUUUAUCUUACCUUGAAGCUAAACGCUGGUUGAGCUUUACCUCGGUCUUUAAUGGCGAGUUUUGUCAUAUCAGAAUGUGUUUUAAAGCCUCUUCCUCAUAUCUACGCUAGACCCGCCGCUGGAGUUGUCUCAAGGAACUCUUCAAAGCCCAGAUUUUUACAAACAAGCAAGAAAUUUUCAGAUCUAAAACCAACAAAUCCAAUCAAAUUCUCGACUGAGGUUUUUGGAGGCAGGAACUGGGGGCUAAAAGUCAGUGCUCCAUUGAAAGUUGCAUCCACAGAAGAAGAUGAGGAAAGAGAAGAGAGAAUCCAUGGUGUCAACGAGUUUGGAGAAGAAGAAGAAGAAGCAGGAUUCGACCCUGGGGCUCCGCCACCGUUUAAAUUAGCAGAUAUCAGAGCUGCCAUACCAAAGCAUUGUUGGGUAAAGGAUCCAUGGAAAUCUAUGAGCUACGUGGUGAGGGAUGUUGUUGUGGUGUUUGGCCUGGCUGCUGCUGCGACUUAUCUUAACAACUGGCUUGUUUGGCCUCUUUACUGGGCUGCUCAAGGGACCAUGUUUUGGGCUCUUUUUGUUCUUGGUCAUGAUUGUGGCCAUGGGAGCUUUUCAAACAAUCCUAAGUUAAACAGUGUAGUGGGGCAUCUCUUGCAUUCUUCCAUUCUUGUGCCUUAUCAUGGAUGGAGAAUUAGCCAUAGGACUCAUCAUCAAAACCACGGGCAUGCUGAGAAUGAUGAAUCAUGGCACCCGUUAUCUGAGAAGAUAUACAGGAGUUUGGAUAACUCAACACGAACGUUGCGGUUCAUGUUGCCUUUUCCCAUGCUUGCAUAUCCUUUCUACCUUUGGAACAGAAGUCCAGGGAAGACUGGUUCUCACUUUGACCCUAACAGCGAUUUGUUUGUCCCAAGUGAGAGAAAAGAUGUGAUUACUUCCACCUUAUGUUGGACGGCCAUGGCUGCUAUUCUUGUUGGUCUAGGCUUCAAAAUGGGUCCUAUGCAGUUGCUUAAACUAUAUGGCGUUCCAUACUGGAUAUUUGUGAUGUGGUUGGAUUUCGUUACAUACUUGCAUCACCAUGGUCAUGAAGAGAAGCUUCCUUGGUACCGUGGGAAGGAAUGGAGUUACUUGAGGGGAGGGCUUACAACACUUGACCGUGAUUAUGGAUGGAUCAAUAACAUCCACCACGAUAUCGGAACCCAUGUCAUACACCAUCUCUUUCCUCAAAUCCCGCACUACCACUUAAUAGAGGCGACUGAGGCAGCUAAGCCAGUUCUUGGAAAAUACUAUCGGGAGCCAGAAUAUUCAGGUCCUCUACCUUUUCACCUGAUUGGAAGUUUGAUAAGAAGCUUGAAGAAAGAUCACUAUGUUAGUGACACUGGAGAUGUUGUCUACUACCAAGCUGACCCGGAACGCAGAGAUCCUUUUUAAGUUCUAAGGCUUCAUCCAUCCAAAUGAAGCAUAAGCCAGCGUGAUGCUUCAUAAAAUUCCAGCUAGAAUAUUGGGUCGAAAUAAAGCUCUUCGCUUGGAGCUUUCUUGCUUAACCAAAAGAGGUCUAAGCAUUGAGCUUGUAUUGCCAUGGUACAGCCACAAUCAUAUAGAAAUCAUAUUUAAGUUGAAUAGUAUAAUUAACAAGGGCAAUUGGAGCCUUUUUUUUUUCUUUGGGGGGAGAGGGAGGCAUAUAAGUUAGGAUAUAUUCGAUUGUGGCAUUCUACUAGUAAAGGAAAAUGUAUAUUUAUUCUUUUACAAGAGAAAUAGCAAUUGCUUAAGCAAAAAUUAACAUUUAUUGCUUAAUUGAAUCCUCUGAGAAAUGGACAAAAAGGAGUUCUAUGUUUAUUCUUUAGGUUAUGUGUGCGGACCACGACUCAAGGGCUGUCCCUCUUGCUUGUUAUUUUCAUCCGAUAGUUUUGUGAUAAAGAAGGAGAAAUCAUGACUAGCAUCAUGUUUACCUCCGCACUUUUGGUCCCAACCCAAUCAGAAAAAGCGAUUCUAAUCAUUUACUACCA
Molecule: messenger RNA, 2245 nt
Organism: Durio zibethinus
Lineage: Eukaryota; Viridiplantae; Streptophyta; Magnoliopsida; Malvales; Malvaceae
Product: omega-3 fatty acid desaturase, chloroplastic-like
Biological process (GO): lipid metabolic process
Molecular function (GO): oxidoreductase activity, acting on paired donors, with oxidation of a pair of donors resulting in the reduction of molecular oxygen to two molecules of water
Source: RefSeq, a predicted model, not a curated record